AUGGCGUUCGACGUGUACGCAGAGGGAGGCUCCGAUAUGCACGAGUCGCGCGCAAGACUUGCACAACUCCUUGAAAGCCUCGGUGACGCGCUGCCUGCCGAGCUCCAACACGUACGUCGAGAAGAGGCGGAGACCGAACCUUCCAGCCAGCCUGGUCCUGACGCCGGACCCGCCGCCGCCGCCGCCGUUGCCACCAAGGAAGCGACUGUAGCGACCGAUGCAAACCACGAGGCUGGUCCCAGCCACCCCAACGGCCAGCACCCACAUACCGCCCAACGUACCGAGUUCGAGACGGAAUGGGCGCGCUUGCCCACUGCUAUCACCACCUUGCCCAGCUUCUGCAAGAUCAAGCAGCUCAUCAUGCGCCAUUCAACAGGAAAGACAUCCUUCCGCUUCUCGCUGCCUGUACUCUCCAACGGCAUCGACCAUUGCUAUAUGUCACGACCUGCGUUUCGUCAGGUGCUACUCGACCUCGACGGCGAAUAUGGCGAGCAGAUCGACGACCCCGCCGAGGAUGCAGGCCUGUUGCCCCCUAGUCCGGAUCCCUUGACGCUAACCGAGGCCUUGUGGGAAAGCCACUUUGGCGUUCCGCGCCAUCUGAGGUGGUAUUCCACCCUGGCAGAUUUUGAAGAUGGCGUGGCCAGCUGCAUCCAGGUGCAUUUCGCACCACCCAAUCCGGGUCGUCUGGGACUUUCGCGCAUCUUGCUCGACUCGCCCAACGAUGUUGUACAUUGCGGUGUUGCCGGCACCAAGCGCCCUGUCUACUUUGUCGGGCCCACCUCGGGUCUCCUCUACACGGUUGUGCAGGGCUCGAUCCUCGUUGUUUCUUGGCCAAACACAGACCACAACUUCGACGCUUGGCUCAAAUGGAACCGUAAGAUCAACAACCGCCACCAUCACCACUACGACGAUCUGGAGGAUCCUCGUAUCAAUCUGCUCAGGACAGGCGACACUGUAUACCUUGCUGCAGGCACUACCAAUCUGAUGGUGGCUUUUUCGCACGUCGCCAUGACUAGUCGUCAGGUGCUCAACCCCACCUCGAGGGAGCUUGCUACGAUUAUCCGAUGCUGUCACAGGCUCAUGGACUCGUACAUCGAGCAGCAGAGCAUCGGCUACUCGCCAUUUGACGAGAUGGAGGUGGAACGCAUGGACGCCAACCUGAUCACGUGGAUGGCGCUCGCCCUGAACCUGACCACGGGCAAGCCGUCGGUGGCAGUUCAUCAGCUGGGUUCUCCCUACAAGGCUGCGUACAAGUUCCCGACCAAAAAGAUCACAACGAACGAGCGAGCUCUGCAGGAAUUCCUGCGUGGCGUUCGACAGGUCAGCAAGAAGAUCGAGCGCUACCGCCAGAUGGUGUCCGAGGCUACCAAGAACACGAAGGUCACCAGUGUCUCUGGCUGUCCACACAAUCGCCCCUUCGAUACGCUGAACGCGCUCGCCAAAUUGUCGUCGUCGGCAGACGCCGAAGGGGCGGUGGGCUCGCCCGGAGAUCAUUCGGACGCCGACAUGCUUCACUUGUAUGUACGAAGCAGUCUUUCUCUCAAAGGCAAGGAUCGUGCCCCGAAUUGA
Pseudozyma hubeiensis SY62 is the source of this 1569-nucleotide messenger RNA. Its product is annotated as haloacid dehalogenase. The transcript has a single exon. Bases 1 to 1569 code for a protein of 522 amino acids. NCBI's taxonomy places the organism in Eukaryota, Fungi, Basidiomycota, Ustilaginomycetes, Ustilaginales, Ustilaginaceae. The record is from RefSeq and is a predicted model, not a curated record.